Molecule: messenger RNA, 1562 nt
Organism: Colletotrichum godetiae
Lineage: Eukaryota; Fungi; Ascomycota; Sordariomycetes; Glomerellales; Glomerellaceae
Product: Aldehyde/histidinol dehydrogenase
Exons: 4
Coding region: 82-1545 (487 amino acids)
Molecular function (GO): oxidoreductase activity, acting on the aldehyde or oxo group of donors, NAD or NADP as acceptor
Source: RefSeq, a predicted model, not a curated record
ACUCUUCGCUGUAAUUGAGUCGCUUUAUCAUCCUAUUUACGAGUGCUUUUUCUCCUUGGCCUUCUCCAGAACAUCGCCACCAUGAAUCCUGCCUUAGAGAAGUUGCUCUUAACGCUCGUCGACGGGCGCGCCGAAGUCAUUCGCUUCCGCCAGGACAACCUUAUCAGCCUACACAAUGAACUGCGCAAAGAGUCCGCGGCCCUGACUGCCGCCCAGGAGAAGGACACAGGCGCAUCAAAGACAGAGAUCGAGGCCGAGCACUUCCUCGCGCUGGAAACCGUUCGGCACUUUUACGAGUCUCUCAACUUCUCGAAAGAACUCGAGGCUGAAUAUCUAGUUGCCCACGGCAAGGACAACACAAGCAGAAGAACCGGUGCUGGGCUGGUGAUCAUUCGGCCGACCACUUACACCAGGCUCUUCUCGAUUCUGAGUCCACUUGCUGCAGCGUUGGCCGCUGGCUCAGUUGUUGUUCUUGAGCUCGAAGACACUUUGUCGCAGCUAGAUUCCGUCCUCCGCGGCGUCCUCGCACGCGCCCUCAAUCAGAAUGCCUUCUGCAUCACCAAGAAGAUCACAGACGAAACAUUGCUGUCACAAGCAAUCCUAGUAGACCAAACCAACACAGCGCCCCCGAAAGCUGGCCGCGCAAACCAUCUCGUUUCCGCAAAUGGCGCCCGCGCCGUCGCCAUCGUCGACCGAACAGCUGACAUAGAGGCUGCUGCCAAGGCCAUCACGGCGGCGCGCUUCAGCUUCGGCGGCCAGUCGCCCUACGCGCCAGACUUGGUGCUCGUCAAUGAGUUUGUCAAGAAGGAGUUCUUUGAGGCGUGCUCAAAGUACGCCUCACUCGCCUUUGCUCGCGAGACUACAGUGAAGCGUGCAAGUGACAGCGUCAGCGACGAAACGAGGAAGGCAGUGCAGGAGGCUGAGGACAAGAGACUCGCCUCAAGCUUUGGGUCCAAGGACUUUAAGCUGGUUGACAUACAAGAUAAGAAUGCUUCUCUCUUGAAGAUCAAGAUCAGUGGGCGCUUCCUGCCUAUCACAACCUCUUCUGGUCUUGUAGACUCUAUCUACACCCACGAAUUUGAGAACCCUCUUUUAGCCGCCUACCUCUUUGCCAGCUCUGAUUCAGCAAAGUACCUCUCCCAAUUCCUCCCUGCCCACGUCUCCGUCAUCAACCAGAUCCCCUCAAACCUCCUCCUCGGCCCGGCAGCACCGCUUUCUCACGAAGCAGCCUUCAACUUCCGCUAUAGCAGGGAAAUGUUCUCCGUAGCACGGCCGCAGUUCGUUGAGAAGCCCACCGGCGCGCUCGCAAAACUCGAGCAGCUCCUCACCAGCACCGGUGCCAUCUCCGCCCAGAAUCUGCAUGCCUUGGCCAUCGCACCUCUGCGCCCGACAAACCAGCCGGGCAACAGUAGACUGGGGUUCUUCGAGCAAGGUUUCGUUCUGGGUGCCGGUCUGAUCAUGAGCGUUGUGCUUCCGAGUCUCGCAUACGGCACAUGGAUUGGCGGACGGCGGGUGUUUGAUUAUGCGUUGAAGUUCAGGAAGUAAAUUAUAGUCAUAUGUUG